Messenger RNA from Symbiodinium pilosum, 912 nucleotides. The record is from the annotation of a GenBank genome assembly. NCBI's taxonomy places the organism in Eukaryota, Dinophyceae, Suessiales, Symbiodiniaceae.
AUGGCCCCUACAGCCAGCGCUUGGGCGACGCAUGUGGAGCUUGCCCAUGAGGUUGCUGGUGAGCCCUUGAAGCCUGGGAAGGCUCUGGGCCUUGAGGUGCUUCCAGAUCCCAUUGGCCUUCUGAGGCUGAACCGUGGGGUCCCAGACUGCGUUCGCGCAGCGGCGAGAAGCGACGAGUUCUGCACCGUUGUGCAGGAGCCUGGUGCCGCCACCGCUUGGGUGCCGAGACGGGUCUUUUCAAAGGAGCUAGUGCAGUCGGAGGGUGCCGAAGAGGUCACCCCGGGCCAGUCUUGGUGCGCCCUUCGGAUCGAGGCCCGGACGCCUAGCAGUUUCAGCCUCGCAGGGCCUCUCUUCAAGACGCUUGCUGCGGGCUCCAUACGAGCCCGGCUACUCUCAGUCUUGGGCCCUGAAGUGAUCUUGAUUCCGGAGUCUGAGCUGCCAGCUGCAGUUGCGCUCCUAGUGCAAGAGGGCCACGCGCUGUGGCCUACGGGUCGGCUCUCCGCACCGGUAUGGCGCGAGGUCAGUGCCAGUGAUCCAGUCGCAAAGGAGCUGGCGGGUGUCUGGAGCCUUGUGCAAAGAGAGCAGCCUCUGGGCACCACCGUAGCAGAGUUCACGGACGGUGACGGGCCUUUGAGGCUCCAGGCACCCUCUGGGCUCUUUGUCGAGCUCUGUAUCCCAAGAAGAAAGGGCCACGAUCUGGAAGAGGCGAGCUUCGGUGGCUACUGCCAUGUCGAGGCAAACGGCCGCCAGUUGCAAUACGUGCAGCAGAGGCGGAUCGAUUUCCAGCCGCCCCAAGUGGAGGUGCCAUCUUUUGUGGUGACCCCCGGCGACACCUCCAUCGAAGUGACGGCCGUCGGCGCCAAUGAGUUCCGGGAGCUGUGGGCGCGCGUGGGUGCGGCCGGCACUCAAGAG